AUGAAGUUGACGCCUCUGGGGCGAAAAGUGAAAACAGAAACGCAUGCCUUUGCUUACCCAACAAACAAAUACCUAAACCUAUCCGGGGGCCCCCGUAGCAAUUCCGUCCGCAAUACUUCACGCGACCAGACCACACCGUCAUCAGUUCAGAUCAAACUUCAAACUUUCAAUGGAAAUAUUGAAGAAUGGUUAAGUUUUCGAGAUUUAUACAUGUCCCUUAUUCAUUGGAAAACUGAUUUACCGGAAGUGGAAAAGUUCCACUAUCUUAAGGGUUGUCUACAGGGUGAACCCAAGGCUCUGAUUGAUCCUAUCAAGAUUACCAAGACCAAUUACCAAAUCGCCUGGGAUUUGUUACUGAAAAGGUAUAAUAAUAGCAAGCUCUUACGGAAAAGACAAGUCCAAGGUCUGUUUCAGCUGCCUUCUUUGCCAAAGGAAUCCGUCAGUGAUCUGCAAGUUCUCUUAGAAGGAUUUGAGAGAAUUGUGCAGACUUUAGAUCAAAUCAUUCAGCCUGAAGAUUACAAGGAUCUUCUUCUGGUCCAUCUUCUCUCCUCGCGUCUCGAUCCUGCGACACGCAGAGGAUGGGAAGAAAGCUCCGCAGCUAAGGACCAAGAUGUUGUUCAAGAUUUGACGGAAUUCCUUCGCAGGCGAGUGCGUGUAUUGGAAUCUUUGCCAGCUAAGAUAGUGGAACCCAAGGCAGUUCAACCACAAUCAGUUUCAAGGUUUAGACAAUUUACUAAGGGUAGCUUCAGUUCGAUUCAAUCGUCUGGUAAAGCGUGUGUUGCUUGUCAGGAGGAUCAUCCGUUAUUUCGAUGCCAGGCUUUUCAGCGCAUGAAGAUUGAGGAUAGAGAAGGGUUGCUGCGAAGUCAUUCACUUUGCCGAAACUGCUUUAGCAAGAGCCAUAGGGCUAAAGAUUGCAAAUCAAGAUAUUCUUGUCGCCAUUGUAAGGGUCGCCAUCACAGUUUGGUUUGUUUUAACAUGGGUAAAGGAGAAUCCAGAGGUUCUAGAUAUCGGAAGGACAAUGCAGAAUCAAGGCCUCAUGAAUCGAUGGUUGUAUCAGAUCCGCAAGUGACAAACCUGGCAGCAACAGAUAUCCAGUCCUCCAACGCUGCCUCCCAACGCUCGUCGCAGGUUCUCUUGGCCACGGCUGUAGUCAUUUUGGAAGACGAUUAUGGUAAUCAAUACCCAGUAAGAGCUCUUCUAGAUUCUGGCUCGGAGAGCAAUCUUCUUACGGAGCGAAUGAGCCAACGAUUGAAAGCCACCAGAGAAAAGGUCGAAAUUUGCGUUAUUGGAAUAGGGCAGGCAGCAACCAAGGUCAAACAGAGGAUUCAUGCCACGGUUCGAUCACGAGUUUCACAGUUUUCACGAGUGAUGAGUUUUCUUGUUCUACCUAAUGUGACGGUUAACUUACCCACAACCACGAUUCGGACAUCAAGCUGGAGAUUUCCAGAUGGUAUCGAGCUGGCAGAUCCUUCGUUCUCCAUUUCUAGCGAGGUAGACAUCGUUCUAGGAAUUGAAGCGUUUUUCGAUUUCUUCCAUACUGGAGAAAGAAUUGAUUUGGGUGAUCAACUUCCUUCUCUGAACCAUUCGGUCUUUGGUUGGGUAGUCUGUGGAGGUUUACAAACUCCAAGGCAAGCCAUAGAAGUAAUCUCUAACACUUCUAUUACGGAGGAUUCUUUGGAAACUAUGAUGGCUCGAUUUUGGUCCUGUGAGGAGGUCGAGUCAGACAGUAUUCUUUCACCAGAGGAAGCUAAAUGCGAACAUUUAUUCUCCAAAACUGUAAAACGCGAGUCGGACGGAAGAUACACGGUUUCUCUGCCACGUAAUGAAAGUAUUAUUGACCAAUUAGGUGAGUCACAAGAGAUCGCUAGGCGACGGUUUCUGUCAACGGAGCGGAGACUUUCAAGGGACGAAAACCUUAGGAAGCAAUACCAAGAAUUCAUGGAAGAAUAUGUUCGUUUGGGCCAUAUGGAAAAGAUAGUUGAGUUGGAGAAUGAGUCAUGUCAGCAAUCAGUUAAACAGUCAGUUAAGCGUUGUUUUUUGCCACACCACCCAGUUGUUAAAGAGGCCAGUACCACAACCAAGGUCAGGGUCGUUUUUGACGCCUCUUGUAAAACUUCAACUGGAAUAUCGUUGAACGAUGGAUUAUUGAAUGGUCCUGUUAUUCAGGAUGACUUACGCUCGAUUAUUCUCCGCUGUCGAACCAAACAGGUCAUGGUUGUUGCUGACAUUGAAAAAAUGUUCAGGCAAAUCAGAAUUUCCGAAGCUGAUCGUCCUCUUCAAUCCAUUUUGUGGCGAUCAUCUCCCGAGGAGAAUAUAUCGAUCUUUGAACUGCGCACAGUCACCUACGGCACCAAACCUGCACCAUUUUUAGCCACUAGAACGCUGCAACAGUUAGCCACGGAUGGUAAAGGGGAUUUUCCUCUCGCAGCAAGGGCUGUUUUGUAUGACACGUAUAUGGAUGAUGUCAUCACUGGAUCGGAUACCGUAGAGGAAGCUAGUGAGCUGCAAGUUCAACUAGAUGCGUUGAUGAGUUCUGGUGGGUUUCGUUUGAGAAAAUACGCCUCAAACAGCCUUGAAGUAUUGAAGAACGUUACUGAAGAUAAUUUGGCAAUUAAAUGUUCGGAGGGUAUAAAUCUGGAUCCUGAUCCAUCGGUCAAGACAUUAGGUUUGACAUGGAUGCCCACGUCAGAUGUUUUCAGUUUUCAAUUCAGUAUUCCGGCCGUAGAAUCUAUUGAACCAUUAACAAAAAGGCGAAUACUGUCCGUUAUUGCCAUGCUUUUCGAUCCCCUGGGGCUUAUUGGAGCCGUUAUUGUGACUGCUAAGAUUUUCAUGCAGAAAAUUUGGAUGCUUAGAAACGAGAAGGAUCAACGACUGGAUUGGGAUGAUCCAGUUCCGUUGAGUUUUGAUGAAGCUUGGAGGAAAUUUCACCAGCAACUCGGUUUGCUAAAUGAGAUCCGAAUCAAUCGAUGCGUCGUUAUUUUCGACUCUGUUAUGCUUGAGAUCCACUGUUUUUCUGAUGCUUCAGAAAGGGCGUUCGGGGCUUGUGUAUACAUUCGUAGCCAAAAUUCUCAAGGCCAAUUGAAAACAACCCUACUAACCUCGAAGUCACGCGUAGCACCACUAAAAUCGCAAAGCAUUCCAAGAUUAGAGCUGUGUGGAGCUUUACUUGGGGCUCAGCUGGUAGCCAAUGUGAAAAAAUCACUCAAAAGCGAAGCCUCGACUUUCUUUUGGACCGAUUCUACAUGCGUUUUGCGUUGGCUCGCCUCGACGCCUUCAACCUGGACUACUUUUGUGGCCAAUAGAGUGAGCAAAAUUCAAUCAUUAACCGAAGGAUGUCAAUGGAACCAUGUUGCAGGAAAGCAGAACCCUGCGGACUUAAUCUCUCGUGGUAUUCUCCCCGAGGAGAUUCUUGGAAACGAGUUUUGGUGGAAUGGUCCAUGUUGGUUAUCGGAACGCAUGGAGAACUGGCCUAUGGCAUCGGUCAGCACGUUGGAAGAAGGAGGCGAAGAAGAAAGGAGGCACAAGAAUGUAGCUGCAGCUAACUCUGUUGUCAGAGAGUUCAAUAACUGGCAACGGUUUUGGCCACUGGGAGGGCGGAGCGUGGUUAGAAAUGUCAUUCACAAAUGUGUCACAUGCUUCAGAGCAAGGCCCAAACCAAUUCAGCAAUUCAUGGGAGAAUUGCCUGCGGAACGCGUAACGGAAUCACGACCUUUCACAAGAACCGGAGUGGAUUACUUCGGACCAGUACAAGUACGCUAUGCGCCACGAAAACCAGCUGCUAAGGCUUACGUAGCGGUAUUUAUUUGUUUUUCGACAAAAGCUGUGCACCUAGAACUGGUAACUGACCUCACAACAGAGCGUUUCCUACAGGCACUAAGACGGUUUCUCGGCAGGUGGGGCAAGGUUGCUGACAUCUAUUCCGACAACGGAACCAAUUUUGUCGGUGCUAGGAACUAUUUGCGAGACUUGAUAAAGUUACUCAGGUCUAAAGAUCAUCAUGACAAAAUAUCGAAGCAUUGCUCAAACGAUUCCAUUCAGUGGCACUUAAACCCUCCUCGAGCACCUCAUUUUGGUGGCCUAUGGGAAGCGGCUGUGAAAUCUGCUAAGUACCACAUAUUGAGGGUCAUUGGUGACCACCCAUUAUCCUUCGAAGACAUGCAAACAUUACUGGUACAGGUGGAAGCAUGUCUCAAUUCUAGGCCUAUCACUCAGCAGUCAGACGAUCCUAACGAUUUGGAGCCCCUUACACCGGCGCACUUCUGGUUGGGAUCCUCCUUGCAAGCUCUUCCCGAACACAAUUUAUUAAGUAUACCUGAAAACAGAAUUCAUAAGUCUCAGCUGAUACAACAAAAGGUACAACACAUUUGGAAUCGUUGGCGAAGGGAGUAUCUUUCACAGUUGCAGGCCAGAACCAAACGGUGGAGUAAAAAUGUAAACAUCCAGUUAGGAAGAUUGGUGAUAAUCUGCGAUGAUAAUGUCCCACCAAUACACUGGAAGAUGGGCCGCAUUUCCGAAGUACACCCAGUCGGCCACGAUGGGCAAUUGAGAGCGUCGGAGAACGAUAUCAACGACAAUGGUCUGGCGAGAGUGAAUGCGAUUGGCGGAGAACGAACGAGUUGCGCCGAUGAGUAA
This is a messenger RNA of Uranotaenia lowii, 4632 nucleotides long. RefSeq lists its product as uncharacterized. Gene Ontology annotation, molecular function: nucleic acid binding; aspartic-type endopeptidase activity. The transcript is spliced from 4 exons. Gene Ontology annotation, biological process: proteolysis; DNA integration. The coding region runs from base 1 to 4632 and encodes 1543 amino acids. The record is from RefSeq and is a predicted model, not a curated record. NCBI's taxonomy places the organism in Eukaryota, Metazoa, Arthropoda, Insecta, Diptera, Culicidae.